AUGUGGCAAGCCCGCGACGAAAACGGCGUUCCCGCGAAAAAGGUUCCUUUCACUGCUAACGUUUCCGCCGAUUAUUCCGUCUCUCCUGACCUCGGAACGGCAGCGAAGCCGUCAGAACAACCGGCAGCAGAACCAGCAGACGUCACUCCAGACGUUCUGAGAAUGGAUGACGAUUUCGGACACCUGGACGACGUCAAGGCAGCGCAGAGCAGCAACGAGGAAGCUAGUAACGGGGACAAGCACGAGGUGAAGGCUACGCUGGGGCAAGGCGAGGAGCCGAAGCAGUCGGAUGUGACUUUCUACGUCCAAACAGCGUGGAGUGCGUUUGUGUCUGCUCUCGCGGCUGACGACGUUGCGUCGGCCUCGUCUAUCCUGUUCGGUCCCGACGCCGUGACGCUCAUGGCUCUGGGUGCUGACAGCGUGACUCUUGCAACGGAACAGGAGAAGGCAAACCUGCUCAAUGCAUAG
Messenger RNA from Closterium sp. Naga37s-1, 468 nucleotides. The record is from the annotation of a GenBank genome assembly. Lineage: Eukaryota; Viridiplantae; Streptophyta; Zygnematophyceae; Desmidiales; Closteriaceae.